AAAAAUCAAUAAGAAACACCAGCUUUCAGCAGGGCAUGUGUUACUUCCAUUCACAAGCAGGCCAGGGGUCAGAUAAGCCAGGGACUGAUAUUUCCAUAAAUAAGAACUUCAUAAACCAAUGGCAACUGAUAACAUACACCCUCUAAAUCAAGGGAUGCCUGCGCACCCAGCACCAGGAGAGGCCUUGUGCACCGGGCCUGGUUUCUGCUGACUCUAGAGCUGUGAAGUGAUCUGUAAGGUGAAAUACUCAAACACAGGUGGGAUAUUCAUCUGGGGAAAGCGUGGUUGUGGUUUUGGUGAUUUUGAAUCUCAGCAGUGAGUCCUGCAGGGACAGGGCCUCGUGGACAACUCUCCUGCCUGAUGUAGCACCGCAUUGAGGCACCUCAUGGUUGUCCCCAGCCAAGGGUCUGAUCCAAGGAAUGGAACACUUCCCACACAAGGACAAGCGAGAGUGCUGGGGCUGUUCAGCACGGGGAAGAGAAGGCUGCGGGGAGACCUGGGAGUGGCCUGCCAGUAUCUGAAGGUGGGCUACAAGAAAGAAGGGGGCAGACUGUUUACCAGGGUCUGUGAUAAAGGGGAAAUGGUUUCAAAUCAGAACAGGGGAGAUUUAAUUGGGUAUAAGGAAGUUUUUUACAAUAAAGGUAGUGAAGGCCUGGAACAGGUUGCCCAGGGAUGCAGCGUAUGUCCUUCCCUGGACACAGACAGCGUCAGGCUGGAUGGGGCUCUCAGCGCCGCGACCGAGCUGCAGGCGUCCCUGCACGUUUCCGGGAGUUGGACUAGAUGGCUUUAAGGGUCGCUUCCAACUCCAACGACUCUAUGAUUCUAUGCAAAGGCUGAAGGGAAGGACCCGUGAAAGAUGAACUAACGCGGCUAUCCCGCGCAGCGACGCCUAUCCGAGCACCUCUCCUCGCUAAGUAACGGUCCGUAACGGCUUAUAACGGCCCGCAGCACCCAGCACACACCCGCACGCCGCCCCUCAACCCGCCCCGCUGCCGGGCGGUGCAGCGCCCCACGCCGGGCCAGCCCCCGAGCCAGGCCCGCCCCUCGGCGGGGAGGGCGGGGAGGAAGUGGCCCGGGAAGGCCGGAAGCGCCGCUGCGAGGGGCUGGCGGAGCGGGCGCUGCCCGCUUUAUCGCCUGUCUACUUUUUGGAAGACUUCAAUCUGCUUGCUGCAGCUGCUAACCCUUCUUUGUGGCUUACAGUAACUGACACAGACGUACCAGGUAGCAAACUAGCUGUGGGCUGUCUUACCCUUAAGAUGUAUAAUGGAACAUGUUCCUUCCAAGCAAAAGAUACAGAUGUAAGGCCUUUUCAGAUACAGAGCACUUGACCCAACUGCUGCAUUGGUGACAUCUCCGCCCCCGUGGUUAGAAGUGGGAUUUAACCCCUGCAAAAGGAAGGAGUGAAUGUUAGCCCAAGAAACAGCAGUUAUAUUGCACUGUUUCUCCCAGGCAACUCAAAUAGGCAUUGCCAAUGGAUGAACUUGUGCAUGACUUGGCCUCAGCCUUAGAACAGACUUCAGAGCAAAACAAGCUGGAUGAGCUAUGGGAAGAGAUGGCCCUAAGCCCGCGGCAGCAGCGACGCCAGCUUCGCAAGAGGCGGGGUCGCAAACGACGCUCAGACUUCACACAUCAGGCAGAGCACGCCUGCUGCUACAGUGAGGCCUCCGAGUCCAGCUUGGAUGAAGCUGUGAAGGAUUGCCGUGAGGUGCUGACAGCCAAUUUCAGUGACUCUGAUGACAUGACAGCGGUCAAGCGACAUCCAGCUCUCAGUGCCACCCUGAGGAGCAAGCAACACUCGUGGCAUGAGUCAGACUCCUUUACAGAGAAUGCACCCUGCCGGCCUCUUAGGCGCCGCCGGAAAGUCAAACGCGUGACAUCAGAAGUGGCUGCCAGUCUCCAGCAAAAGCUCAGGGUGUCAGAGUGGAACUAUGAGAGGGGCUGCAGGUUCAAGUCAGCAAAGAAACAGCGUCUUUCGCGCUGGAAGGAAAAUGCCCCGUGGACAUCAUCCAGUCGUGGCCUUUGUGAAUCGGGAGAGAACAGGCCCUUCCUCAGCAAGGGGGGAAGGAAGGAGCGAAUGGAGUGUGAAGCUGAUGAACAGAAGCAGGGCUCAGAUGAAAAUAUGUCUGAAUGUGAAACCAGCAGUGUAUGCAGCAGCAGUGAUACCGGACUAUUUACCAAUGAUGAGGGCCGUCAAGGAGAUGAUGAGCAGAGUGAUUGGUUUUAUGAGGGAGAAUGUGUCCCAGGAUUCACUGUCCCCAACCUUCUUCCCAAGUGGGGAGCUGACCACCGUUCUGAAGUGGAACGGAUUGACUCAGGCCUGGACAAGCUCUCAGAUUCCACAUUUCUCUUGCCCUCACGACCAGCUCAAAGAGGAUUUCACGCUCGCCUGAACCGCCUUCCAGGAGCUGCUGCCCGCUGUCUUCGGAAAGGUCGAAGGAGGCUUGUUGGCAAGGAGACCUCCAUCAGCACUGUGGGCACUGAGAGGCUAGGUCAUGUUAGUGAUCCGCGCCAGAAAGAUUUUUGGUUACCAUCAAUGGGGAAGAGAGAUCGCAACCAGUUCAAUCCAUUAUCUCCUCUGUACUCUCUGGAUGUGCUUGCUGAUGCUUCCCACCGAAGAUGCUCACCAGCACACUGCACUGCCAGGCAAGCAAAUGUACACCUGGGACCACCGUGCUCAAGGGACAUCAAGAGGAAACGAAAGCCAGCUGCAGCCUCCAUGUCCAGCCCAACGUCAGCAACUUUAUCUGUGCACAUGGAUGCUGCAGAGUCAGACCUACCAGCAACACCACCAUCCCCGAGGUCCCAGAACCCUGAGUGGACAGGAAAAAUACCAGCAGCUGAGAAAGCCACAAUUGCUGCCUCCACUAACUUUUUUAAAAUGCCGCCAGAGAAGAGCCUUGGAUACAGCCAAAAGGAAGCAUUGCAACUGUAAAAGCAUGCUGGAUUUUGGAUGUGUUUGACUCUGAUGUAUGUCUCCACCAAACACCUUGUUUGGCAAUAGAGAGAUCCUCAAUAUUGGCGUGUGAUGUGCGCCAUUAUCCAGACAGAAUCUGUGUUUAAAAACAGGUAACGAGCGUUGGGACUGCGAUGACUGUUUAAAAUGUUCUUGCUAUUGCUGUAUUUAUUAUGCGUUCAUCUCCUUACCUGAUGCCAACUCAUACGUACUGGAUUGUAUACAGAAUCUUUUGGGUUUCAGAUCUUGGAUCUUUGUUCACUCUGUGCUUGUUUGCUGUGUUUGGCAUUUUCUGGGUGAAAGUUCCCACUGCUACUCAAGGGGGCAAAAGUCACCCCGUGUUUUCUUCUAGGUCAGGAGGAUUUCUUGGCUGGGUAAUUAGAAUGAUAACAAGUUCAAAUAUGUAAGCUGAAUUCUGUGUUUGCAGAAUGUUUUCAGGCUGUGUGUAUGAACUUGAACCAUGUUCCUUCUAAGAAGACAAGUACAGUGCAUGUCAAUUCAGAAAUCACCAUUGGCCCACUAGCAGCGUGGUCCCUUUGACCUUUUCCUUCUCUCUUAUUCUGAAUGUCUCCCGUCUUGCUUGUGUAUUGCAUGUUCUUUCCUAAAUUUCCUGGACAAGGGUUCGAGAGAACCAGUUGGACAUAAAUGUGCAAACUGAUGUCAUGGAAAGGAACUUGGACCUCCAACACAUUUGAAGUAUGUUAGAGGAUAAACCAAACUUCUGUUUCUUAUUGUUUAACUUCAAAAGUGACUGUCAGCAUUUCCCAGCACAUUUUCAACUGAAGUUAACAGAUAGCUGAAUGAAAAAAACACUUACAGUAUCACUUCUAUUCAGAGCACUUUUGGCGUUGUUCAGACCACAGCUGUCUCAUGUUCUCGCUCCCUUCAGAAAGUAUUGUCUGCUCUAUCUGUUGGAAGUGUCUCCACCUGCUGAUGAUUGUACUUUACUCUGCAGCAUACGCAGAAGAGAUUCUGUUCUCUACGUAAUGCUUCCACUUAUCCUCAGUUACCUUCUAUGUUGCAGUAUAUAUGGGUAGCGAUUUCUCCCUACUUUUCUUGUAUUCCUUAUCAUAUUACACUUUAAUUAUUCUAUUUGCGGCAUAUUUUGGAGUUCAUUUCUAAAAUAUAUACCUGCAUAGCAUGUGUCAAGGGACCGGUGACCUCAUGGGUUCUCAAGUCCUUUAACAAUAGGAUAUAUCUGUAUGCAUACCAUUGUUUUUACUUUUCUCACUGGGUGGAGCUUUCAGACAGGACUGUUAAAGCUUCUAAAAUUCAUUUUGAAUAUGGAAGUUCACCUAGAACUGUUUUUACUGUUUUUGCAGUGGUUUUAAUUGUUUUGCAGUGUUUACCUCUGUUUUAUAAAUCAGUAGCUGAGGGACAUAUUUGAUAAGCAAGGCUAUAUGGUGGUAUUUUAUAUUUAAUUAUGUAUUAAAAUGUUAAAUGAUCAUAACGUAUACAAAACAAAAAUGGAAUGGCUCAGUCUAAAUGCAGAUUGACAAAUACAGUUAUAUUACAGACAUGCUGCCUAUCUCUGAUCCCUUAAUACCUGCUUAUUCUUGGGGAGAGAUCCAAAUUAGAUUUACAUUUCGCAGCCCAAGCAAACUGUCAGAUCUGCCCAUGCAAAUCCCUCUCAAAACAUUUUUUUGUUGUUGUUAGUGAUACAUUUUAGAACUACAUAGAUCAAGAAAAGCCCUUUUAUCUUACUAAAGGAGUACAGGGGUCAGUUCAGAUUAUGAGACAGGCUAUGGGGGUUUUGUGGAAAGAAGAGUAUUCCUGUUGUAAAGUUACUGGAUUGUCUUAUUUUGUACUUCAAGUACUUGGUUCAGUGGUGCUUGGGGGUUAGUGGAAGAGGUCUCAGCAGUGGGAGGGCCUAUAGUCUGGAACAGAAAAAUAGUGUCUUGUCUACCUAGGACUUGUAAGCAUGUUCAAGGUAAAGGUGGUCACCUUCUUAUGACAGUGUGCAGAUAAAUUUUAGUUUUGGGAACCUUGUAACCUAACCUGCAGCCAGUUUCAGUGACAAGGAGUAGUCUCCCUAAAAGAGCAUUUGUGCAAUUCAGAGGCUUUUAUCUCAAGAAGGAUCUUCUAAAACUUCCCUUGAUUUGAGUCUAUUCAACAGAUGCACAGAUGUUUCAAUUUAGUUGAAAUUUUAAUUGGUGACCUUUUGUGCUCCCCCUUUUUAAAACAAUUCUGAUAUUGUAUGAUAUAUUCUAAGGAUUGUUUGGAGUAGUUCUGCUUUUUCUAUAAUCUAAGGACAAUUUAAAAACUUUUAUGAGAGUUGUGAUGUUUUAGGGAAUUAAUGGCCUUUCUCACACUCUUGGGAGAGACACCAGACUUGACGUGAUUUUUCUCUGGGGACACUGCAAGAUAAAUUAUCAUCAGAUUUUCCUAUUGAGGUCAGUAUGCUGUUCAUCUUGUUAAGCCCUUAGUUAGACUGUAAGCUCUCUAGGAGGUCUUACUUGUCUUUAAAGGUUGAAUGUACCUGUGGCACUACUGAAGAGCAACUUAGCAGGCCUCGUCUUGAUAAAUAGUGUUUCCUGCCACUGCGACUUCCUGAAAGUGAGGGGAGACUCAAAUUCCUGCAGCUGCCCUCUCUUCAGUAUUUCUGUGUUAGACUCCAUUUGUAGGUCAAUCAGGCUCUUGAUCAGAUUUGAAUCUCCUGACUGGCAGACAACCUAAAUGAAUCACAUGUCAUGUUCCAUUUUAUUACUCCAGGGUAUAUCUAAAUUCAUCAUCAUACUUCAGUAGCUUGAUUCAGAUUUCAAUAUUUGCAGCAUUCUUUGAUGAAUGAAGUAGGUGUGUUGUUUUGCAGUACUCACUUGUAUUCCACUUCUUGUCCACCAGGACUCCUUACUUAUUUCCAGAUCUGUCUUCCUCUCCAGUUGAUGUUCAGCCAGUGUCUUACACAGGGCUACUCUGUCCCAGAUGCAAGAAUCUCUACCUGCCUUUGGGUGAGAUUCAGGAGGUUUUUGUCUGCUUACUUAUUCAAUCUGUCAAGGUCCCUCUGGGUGGUACCUCUUUCAUGUCAGCAACUCUCUCCAGUAUGCCUGUUUUUCUGUUAUUGUUGAAAGUAUGUUCUGUCUCUUUCUCCGCAUCACUCAUGAAAACACAGAAUAGCAUCAGUCCCAGUAUUGUCUUCUGAGGCACACUUUUCAUACCUUGCCACCAUGUAGACUUCAAACCAUUGGUCAUUCCUUGAGCUUGACCGGUCAACCAGUUUCUCAUCAACCUCCUUACUAGGCUGCACACAAAGCUCCCCAGUACAGCUUAUAAGGAUGCUGUGAGAAACUGCAUCAAGAGGUUUGCUGAAAUCAAAAUAAGCAGCAUCCACUGCCCUCCACUGGCAUUUCAUUCUAGAAGGCAGUCAGAUUCAUACCUAAUAAAUCUGACUGCCUCUCCUAGCCACCGUCUUGUCCUUUGAAUGCUUGGAAAUGGCUUGCAGAACUUGCUCAAUAAACUUAGGAGGGGUGGAAGUAAGGCUGACUAGCCUAUCGUUCCCAUUUCCUCCUUGUUGCAUUUUUAUAAAGUGGCAUAAUGUAUUCUCCUUCUUUGGAAACAUCAUGCAAUUGCUACAGGUUUGCAAAGUGAUAAAGACCAGUUCAUAAUGACAUUCUUAUGCAAAGAGGGUUUUAUUUAUGUACAAGAAUGUUUAUAUGUAGUGGAAGAGAAAGCCAGAGCUGGGAGGAGAACAUUUGGUAGUUAUUCUUUGCACAUUUCUUGUAGCCCAGUGAGCUUUUGUGAGGCUUACGUUCCAGUUUGGUAGAUACCGGGGGGGGG
Molecule: messenger RNA, 6727 nt
Organism: Phasianus colchicus (ring-necked pheasant)
Lineage: Eukaryota; Metazoa; Chordata; Aves; Galliformes; Phasianidae
Source: RefSeq, a predicted model, not a curated record